This is a messenger RNA of Copidosoma floridanum, 1508 nucleotides long. RefSeq lists its product as uncharacterized. Lineage: Eukaryota; Metazoa; Arthropoda; Insecta; Hymenoptera; Encyrtidae. The record is from RefSeq and is a predicted model, not a curated record.
AUUCUUUCGGAAAUCUCGCAAAAAGAAGAAGCAGUCAAUGGCAUUACAAAGACAGUGUUUCAAAAGUACUUAUUUCCGCACUAUCCCGAGCUCGCUAACAGAUUAUUUGCUCAUUUGCAUGCUUCUUCGAAAGCCACAACAGCUCAUUUGGGUCAAUCAGCGUUUAAACAACAGGCUGAAAAAUUCUUAGCCAUUAUGAAUGACCAAACAGUUCUUGAAAACUACGUGAAAAUGUUUUCGGACAACAACGAGAAUGAAGUUACUCCAAAUGGCCUAAGAGAAUUACUUAUGUUAUCCUACAGAUUAGCCAUGGCCGGAAAAGGUGGUUGUUACUGUGCACAGUUACUUAAUACGAUAUCUGCUGUUGUUACCGCUUGCUUUCAUGGCAAAGAUACACUGUCAGUAAGUUUUAUCAGUAAUUGGCUGUCGGUAAAUUGUCCACGUAUUGUACAUGGCAUGCACAGAUAUGCCAUACAUGUUUUAACAACUGCUUAUCGCAGUGGUAAAGUAUUAAUGUCCAAUGAGCAAUCUGGACUUCACAUGGUGCCAUCAACGCCUAUUUUGGAUCAGCCAAACCAUGGUGAUCUUUCAGAAGCACUUUUGCCAAUCAGUCAUGUUUGGCUUUUGUCUUCUACUCUACCAAACUGUUACAUUAAGACAGAGGAGGAGAAUACGAAAAACCAGGACGGCAUGCAUGCGCUGAUAACGAAAAUGUCCGGCACAGUGUGUCCUCGUCACUGGACGUUACUUUACAACAGUAAUCAGCACGGCGCUGGUUUUAAUCGUUUUUUGCAUCAUGUACUAGGCUACAAGGGUCCGACGGUACUGUUUAUACGCGGCUUUAGCGACAGCGACGAACGUAGCACCUACCCCACUUACUGUAUAUGCUCGGCUGUGGAAUGGCGGGAAUCCCACCUUUACUGGGGGAAUGAGGACUCUAUGGUCAUUGAGAUGCUACCCAACUACCGGAUCAUUCAGAAAGGCAGUAAACUUUUGUACUUAAAUACCAGUAUACGAGGCUAUCCUCAGGGACUGAGAGCUGGUACUGAUCCACGCAAUCCCUGCAUUAUAAUUGACCAGGCGUUUAACGAAGUCACGUUUGCCGGUGUGCCUUAUCGGAUAUCCAGUAUUGAGGUCUGGGGCUGUGGUGACACCAAAUCCAGAGAAAAACAGUUGGAGAUAAAAAAGUGGCAAGUGAAGGAGGCGGAAAAACAAAGAGUCGUGAAAUUAAGUACUUCAGAGUGGCUGGAUCAUCCAGAUCGAUACCUGUUGGAGUUGGCAGGAAGACCAUCGUACAAUAAUUCGAGUAGUUGAAAUAAAUUUAUAACAUUUGUUGCAAUCCUGUUUGAUUCGCUUGUUACUUGUACAUUAAACUUGACAAAUUAAUGAAUACAUUAGGAAAAAUAACUGUUUCAUGCGCUUUUAGCGUUUGAAUGAGAAAGAAAUUGUGCUAUAACUGGUUAUUUUUAAUAAAAAGUUUAUGUUUACCGCUACAAAUAAAAAAAAAA